AUGAAAAUUCUUAUCAGUAAUUGUUGUCUUAUAAUUUUCGUUGCAGUGACUUCUAUACAGGAAGAGAUAUCGUGUCAAGCGUUUUAUCCGGGUUAUGGCGGCCUGCCAAGUGGCAACGACGACGAUGACGACCUCGGUCUUAUACUAACAGUGUUACUAUUAGCCAGACAAAGGCAUAUGGGACGGAGGCACAACGGUUAUAUGGGUUAUAAUACUCCAAACUACUGUAGUUGCUGCAAUGGAGGAGCAACAAAGCGAACUAUUCCUAUACCCUAUCCUAUUCCGUUUCCCACGAACUGUCCUGUCAUUUUGAGACAGCCAAAUAUGCCUUCAAGCAAUGCUGCUAAUAGCACAAGCAAUGCUGGAAGUAAUAAUACUAAUACUCCAACUACUCCAAACAAUACGACGGACGGUUCUUAUGAAAGCUAUGUCUCAGAAGAAGAUAAUUAUGAUAUUAAGUAUACACCGUUGGUUAUCUGCUAUGGCCAGCAAACCACUUUUCUCAAUCAUCAAAACUUCAAGAAACAGCAUGGAAUAUCAGAUAUACCAUCACGACAGAAUAAACCGCUUUGUUUCUCGAACAACUUAACGCAAGACGAAAACGGAAAAACCGCGAAGUCACAACUGAUAAACGCUCAGCAGAUAUUGAAUUCACAAAAUAUGCGGAUUCCACCAGAACCUCAAGGUAGUCAGCAGCCUGGACAGCAACCGAUGGCCCUACCACAAAUCAGUAACCAGCCUCAGUUUAUGUUUUCACCGCAAAUGCACCAACAACCUAUUCUACAGUCCAGUGUGCCACAUAUUAUAACACAAACGCCAACAUGCAAUGGUCAAGUAUCUUCAAGUCACUCUUUUGAUUCACCUCCCCAAGUCCAGCAAACCUACACCAUUCCGUCACCCAUGAUAACGAAUCUACCGUCACAAUUGCCUUGUCAGCAGACCGAGCCACCUUCAUUACCAAUGCAAUACGCUCUAACUACACCACAGCCAACAUUUUCCAGCUCACUAGGAUCCGUUGCACCAAACUUUGUAACACCAAACAUUGUAACCCAGAGUUCACCACCAAGGAACAUACCAUUUAACGUCCAGGGAACUCCACAAAAUAUUUACAACGUGAUACCAAAUGGUGUUACUUCCAAUCCUGUAAAUGCGUUUUCUUAUCCGGGAUACAUUUCAAAUUAUGGUCAGAACUACGAGUCUGUACUGCAACAAGGUCCGUACAGACUUAUAUCUAAUUACAAUCCAAUGAGCUCGUUUAUCACGCCAGCUUAUAACGAGCCGUCUCAGUCUUCCAGUCUAAAGACCUUACUACCAAUCAUUCUUAAUUUGUUGAAAGAGAAGAGUAGCCAUUGUAAUUGCCCCUGUCGGUCAUGCAAUUGUGAAUGUAAGAAGAAACGGACCAGUAGCCCCCAAAUCACUAGCGGUUAUUCGAAACAGAAGAAAUAUCCUCUUAGUGAAGAUGGACCUGAGAUAGAUGUGUUCUCGAAUGAAGAAGAGACUGUAAGGAAUGUUAGAGAACCUAAGAGAACGGGAAAGCUAAAGAAUGUUAUUCCAGAUGUUAGUGAUGAAAGUCACAACGAAUCUUUGGAGUACAAUGAUGGAACUGUUAAGGAAGAGGAAGAGUGA
Messenger RNA from Leptosia nina, 1626 nucleotides. Lineage: Eukaryota; Metazoa; Arthropoda; Insecta; Lepidoptera; Pieridae. The record is from the annotation of a GenBank genome assembly.